AUGACUUCACAGUCUUCUGCACCUCGGAGCUCGUCAAGCUCGUCAAGAUCUCAGUCGUCCCGGAGUGCCGUGCCGAAUGGGCAAAUAUCGCAAAUCGAAAAAAGCGUCACGCAUCUACUCGUCGCAACAAAACAGCUAUUAGAGACAUUGACACAAUGGUCUCGCCGACAGGUUUCGGAAAGCGAAGUCUCCGACGUCUACGUACGGUUGGGAUACGAAUUUAAUUUGGCUUGUCGUGCCUUCAGCGCUAUUGGGGUGGACACUUCGGACUUGGGCCCGGUACCCGAUCUUCUCCGCACGAUUCUCGAAGAUACUCUGAGCCAGGACGCUUCGCCACAAGCUCUCGACGUUUUUCUCCCUCGGAUUCGUGACAUAAUCAUCAAUCUUCUUCACGGUUUGAAGAGAAAGCAAGCACGCCUGCGAUCGCGGCAGCAAAAGGAAGAUGGCAGGUCGGGACCUGGUCGACAGGCUAGCGCAGGUAGUGCUGCGAGUGAAAUACCUCCACCGUUCGAAGAGGCUCCCACCGGCGCGGCAUCUCCUAAACGCCCAAGCCGUACCCGUUACGGCAGCAGUGGAUCUCUCGAAGACAAGCCGCAUGCCUCAUCUAGAUCGUCGCCUGAUAUCAAAUCUGGAAGCUACUCGGAUCGGGAGGCAUCCAGACGGGAAGCGCAGAAUGCUCUAGCUCAACCAUCACAGCAAGAUAGUGAUAUGAGCACUAGGACUUCCCAAUACCCUCCGCCCCCGCCGCCACCACCAAAGCAGGAUGAUGCUAUAGGUGCCCUGCAGCGAAGUGGAGAGCUGGAACGACGCGCGUCGCGGAGAUUCUCUGCGUAUCAAAUACAAAAACAUCUAGGCGCCUCUUCCAAUGGAGUUCCUGUGAUCCCAACCCAAAACUCGCCUUUGCCUAACCGUGGCCGUGAUGUUCGAGAGUCGCUGAAUGCUGUACGUCUGCGUGGAUCGUACGCCCAUGGACGUCAGCGCUCGACAAAUCGAUCACAUGGGCAUGUUGAGACGAAAGCUACUCAGCCGCAGCAACCUCAAAGCCGCACGGAGGAUCCCGUGAAGCAGCGUGUCGAAGCAGCUACGGAACCUUCCACUGAUGGUGUCUUCAGAGAAAACGAUGCCCGGCCUGAAAAGGACGCGGCGAAUGAUGUCCUUGAAGGACCUCCGGUACUGCCCCCAAUGCCACAAGAGCCGUCUCUUGCAGACGCUUUUGAGCCGGUGAAGGACACUGGGCCUCGCACUAACCAGGGUCCGGAAACACCUAAAUCAAGCCAUCGACAACCGACUUCUGCCGUUUCGACUCCGCCUCAAGCCACGCAGUAUUCACCUGAGCAGCCUUCUCCGGGGAAGGAACUUACUUUGUUCCUCCAGUAUCGGAGCAAAAUCAAGAAAUACGUGCUUUCAGAAGGUGCUUCUGGUUUGACCAUCGGGAGACUUCAGUUGGCGUUCAUAGAAAAAUUUGCAUGGAAUACGCACAACAAUGGUGCUGAUCUACCGGAAAUCUACAUUCAAGAUCCAAUUUCAGGUAUCAGGCACGAGUUGGAGGAUUUGAGUGACGUCAAAGAUCGCUCUGUUCUCGUCCUAAACGUCGACGCCCUUGAUGAAGUCAAAAAGCAUUUUGAUGAUGAGCUCGGUGGUGUACGCCGCCUACUUGAGGGUGUUAAAGGAGCAUUGGAUGGACAGGGAAACAUGAUGCAGCGCGUCUCAGAUCGGCAAGUGGAGGCUGUGAAGGAGAUCGCCCGCCUUGCCGCCGCACCUGCUGUCUCUACCGCUGGCGCCCCUGCCACUGGAGAGGUGCGACGCGGUCCCAUUUCUGGCAGUGCCAGUCAAAUGGCAGAACUGUCAAGCCUGCGACGAGAUCUGGCGGUGCUGCGACAAACAUACACCGACUUCUCGGCGGAUAUUGCGAGCUCGAUGGGUGCGAUACGGGCCAAAGCGGAUACCGUCAAAUCUUCAGCUGUCGAAGCUUCUGUGCCGUCUUACGAAGGGGAUGCAGGCCGGGCGCGUGUCAACCUUGGGAAGAAGGAGCUCGCUGAAGAGUCUGAACGGCUUGUUGCGCGAGUCGAUGACCUACAGGAUCUGAUUGAGGAUCUACGGAAAGACGUGGUCAGCCGAGGAGUACGGCCGCUUCCUAGACAGCUGGAGACUGUGGGUAAAGAUAUCAGCGCCGUUACAAAAGAGAUCAAGAAGAUGCAAGAAUUCCUCAAGCGAGAGAAACCAAUUUGGACCAAGAUCUGGGAGAAGGAGCUGCAGCUUGUUUGUGAGGAACGUGACCAGCUCACCAUGCAGGAAGAUCUUGCAGCUGAUCUGCAGGAUGAUCUGGAAAAAGCAGCCCAGACGUUUGCUCUCGUCGAGCAAGCAACCAAGCAGCAGGCCAUGCAAAACGGCAACAGCGGCCCUACACUGCGAAAUACCUCGCGUAAUGUGGUGAUUGACCCGGCAGUGGAUCCUAUGAAAGCAAAGGACAGUGUGUUGGGCGAAGUUCGCGCUCUCCAGCCCAACCAUGAAUCCCGGCUUGAGGCUAUCGAACGAGCUGAAAAAGCCCGGCAGAAGGAGCUCGAAACUCGCCGUGUCGAUCUAUUCCAGAAGGAACUGGGCACCUUUGUUCAGGAGGGAAAGCUGAAGAAGAGUGGCGGUUUCGAGGAAGCCGAACGUCUUCGUCGGGCUAAAGACGAGCGCAAUCGCAAGGAGAUGUGGAAUAUAGCUCAAGCCCGUGCAGCUGAGAUUGAAAAAGCUGAAGCGGAAGCGGCUGCAGCUUCCACGCCCUCUGCAGCAGAACCAUACUCCGACGACGCGGCUCUUGAGAGAACCGAAGCACCGGAGUCGCCUAAAGGGAAGGCUCCAGUGUCUGACGGUGACGUGGGCGAGGAGAAGAAGGAUGAAGAAGCGCCAGCCGAGAGCCAGGACAACCAGGAAAGCCAUAAAACAGACCCCGAGAAUUAG
Aspergillus nidulans FGSC A4 is the source of this 2946-nucleotide messenger RNA. Its product is annotated as formin-mediated actin nucleation enhancer. Gene Ontology annotation, molecular function: cytoskeletal regulatory protein binding. The coding region runs from base 1 to 2946 and encodes 981 amino acids. Lineage: Eukaryota; Fungi; Ascomycota; Eurotiomycetes; Eurotiales; Aspergillaceae. The record is from RefSeq and is a predicted model, not a curated record. The transcript has 2 exons.